GCCUCCUCUGGUACCAACGUCGUCCAAGUUCUCCUAGCUCACGCACCGUUCGAGUUGUCGGUCUCACUCAUCAACUGCUUGAUUUUGCUUGCUGUAAGUGGCCACUGUUGAGAAUCAAUCUGACUCAAUGCCGUUGAACUUGGACUUGAACAGUGAUGAAAUUGGCGCAGAUGAUGGUGAGUUUCUCUUGGACCUGAAUAAACUGCCUAGUGACUUUCAGGGAGUGGACGAAGUUUAUUUGGGAGAAAUUUUGGACAAUGAAUAUGAUGUUGAACAACAAAUAGAAGAGGAACACAUUUAUGCAUCUGAAACUAAUGGUGACCAACGUAAGUUUUUGAGUAAUGAAGACCGUAAAGCCAUCUCCCAUCUCCUAUUACAGCAUAGUAAAGGUGGGAGACUAAUUAAAGGGGCUAGGAAAAAGAUUGCGUCAAUGUAUUCUGUAUCCAAUAGUGUCAUUAAACGCAUUUGGUGAAAGACAAAGGUUGGGGAUGAAGUGUGUCAUAAUAGAACACAAAAUUGUGGUCACAAGAAGGUUGAACUUGACCUUGAUCAGUUUCUUCGAGUUCCUUUGGCUAGGAGGACUACCUUGCGAGAUUUAUCAUUUGCCUUGAAUAUAAACAAGACCUCACUAAUUAGGCUUAAAAAGGAGGGAG
Molecule: messenger RNA, 653 nt
Organism: Neltuma alba
Lineage: Eukaryota; Viridiplantae; Streptophyta; Magnoliopsida; Fabales; Fabaceae
Exons: 4
Coding region: 128-472 (114 amino acids)
Source: RefSeq, a predicted model, not a curated record